This is a messenger RNA of Mercenaria mercenaria, 748 nucleotides long. RefSeq names its product low affinity immunoglobulin epsilon Fc receptor-like. The record is from RefSeq and is a predicted model, not a curated record. The transcript has 6 exons. Bases 89 to 556 code for a protein of 155 amino acids. Lineage: Eukaryota; Metazoa; Mollusca; Bivalvia; Venerida; Veneridae.
AGAUCUUUCAUUGUUAUCAAUGCAAGAUAAGAAUUCAUGACACACUAUUCCGUCAGGUUUUUGUUAUUUGACAAACACAAUCGACAAUAUGUUUCUGCCCUUACUAACGCUUUCGUCGAUGCUAGGAUUAGCAGUUUCCAACAAUUGUCCUAAUGAGUGGAUACAUUACGACACGUCGUGUUACCAUUUUAGUCAUGAUACGGAGUCUAUGCCUGUUGCUGAUUUGGUUUGUCAACACAUGGGAGGACACCUUGUGGAGAUAGAAACUGCCGCAGAAAACGCAUAUCUAGCUGCUAAAGCAAAUGGACUUAAAGCCCAAUUUUGGACUGGUUUAAGUGACAUUCAGCAAGAGUCGGUGUGGGUCUGGUAUGGCAGCGAACGUCCUCUCUCAUCUACUGGGUUCCAGAACUGGGCACCAAACGAACCCAACAAUUCAGGAAUGAAUGAGAACUGUGCAGUUAUACGAACAGAUGGGACAUGGAACGAUGGACCGUGUCAUUUGUUGGUUCGUUAUAUUUGUGAAAAGAAUGAUGAAUCAUCAGAAAUAGUUGGUUAGAUCUAUAAUGUCGAUGAGAUUUGCCACAAUUUUUAAAAUACAACAAUUAACUUCAUUGCCAUUUAGUCGCUAAUAUCUUUUUGUUUGUAUUUUCUUGUUUUAUGGAUUAUGCUGCUUUGCUAAUCAUAACUUUCUGAAACCCAUUGUUAAGCAAAUUUAAAGUUUGAAACCAGACAAUAAAGUGAAAAUUGA